Molecule: messenger RNA, 12330 nt
Organism: Nelumbo nucifera (sacred lotus)
Lineage: Eukaryota; Viridiplantae; Streptophyta; Magnoliopsida; Proteales; Nelumbonaceae
Product: E3 ubiquitin-protein ligase UPL1-like
Biological process (GO): ubiquitin-dependent protein catabolic process; protein polyubiquitination
Cellular component (GO): cytoplasm
Molecular function (GO): protein binding; ubiquitin protein ligase activity
Source: RefSeq, a predicted model, not a curated record
UCUUCCCCGGCUCCGUGCUUUUCUUCCCUCUAUAAAGUAUAAACACGAUACUCUCAAGCUUCUCUCUCCUAUGUAGGAUUUCUCACUCCCCGAUCGGAUCAGCAAAUAGAACUGUUUUCCGAAAACCCUAACUUUUUUUACUGAAAAUUCCUCUGUUUCUCGUUCAUCUCAACCUUUCCUCGUGUCUUUCAAUCACUCGCACAAGGAUCGUAUAUUUUUUCCCCGCUGGGAAAGACCUACUUUAUUUUGACAUCUCGUUACCUCUUUGAUCGGAGUUACAAUUAUUGUUGGUUCACCGUGAGGAAUUGACCACCCUUUCAUCGCGUCUCCUAUUUCGGCAAUGAUCUCCGCCGGUUAAUUCAAGAUGAAGCUGAAGAGGAGGAGGGUUUUGGAAGUGCCUCCAAAAAUUAGAUCCUUCAUCAACAGUGUUACUGCUGUUCCGCUUGAGAAUAUAGAAGAAGCUUUAAAGGGUUUUGUUUGGGAGUUUGAUAAGGGAGAUUUUCAUCACUGGGUUGAUCUCUUUAAUCAUUUUGAUUCAUUCUUUGAGAAGCACAUAAAAUCAAGGAAGGAUUUGCAAUUGGAUGAUAACUUUUUAGCUUCUGAUCCACCUUUCCCAAGAGAGGCUGUUCUUCAGGUUCUUCGUGUCAUAAGGAUCAUCUUGGAGAAUUGCACAAACAAGCACUUCUAUAGUUCUUAUGAGCAGCACCUUUCAACCCUUCUUGCUUCCACUGAUGCAGACGUGGUUGAGGCCAGCUUACAGACUCUGGCUGCAUUCUUGAAGAAAACAAUUGGGAAAUGCUUGAUACGAGAUGCUUCUUUGAGCUCAAAGUUAUUUGCUUUUUCACAGGGUUGGGGGGGCAAGGAGGAAGGCCUUGGGUUAAUUGCAUGUUCUGUACAGGAUGGGUGUGACUCUGUUGCUUUUCAGUUGGGUUCCACCCUUCAUUUUGAGUUUUAUGCAGUCAAUAAUUCACUAAACGAGCCAACAAGUGCAGACCCACAGGGUUUGCAAGUCAUUCAUUUGUCAAAUAUUAAUGGAUAUGCAAAGAAUGAUCUUGAGCUUCUUAAUGAAUUGGUGACAGAGUACAAAGUACCAUCUAGUUUAAGAUUUUCCCUUUUGACGCGAUUGCGAUUUGCAAGGGCUUUGAGCUCCUUGACUUCUCGCCAGCAGUAUACAUGUAUUCGCCUAUAUGCCUUUGUUGUUCUUGUUCAGGCCAGCAAUGAUGCUGAUGAUUUGACUGCUUUUUUUAACAAUGAGCCAGAGUUUGUCAAUGAACUAGUUUCGUUGUUAAGUUAUGAAGAUGCUGUACCAGAAAAGAUACGUAUUCUGGGUAUUCUAUCAUUGGUUGCUCUAUGUCAGGAUCGAUCCCGUCAGCCAACUGUCCUGACUGCUGUGACAUCUGGUGGAAACCGUGGAAUCCUACCCAGUCUGAUGCAGAAGGCAAUUGAUUCUAUUUCCAAUGAUUCAUCAAAGUGGUCUGUUGUUUUUGCGGAGGCUCUCUUGUCUCUUGUUACUGUUUUAGUCUCAUCCUCUUCUGGUUGCUCAGCUCUAAGGGAAGCGGGUUUUAUACCCACCCUUCUUCCUCUUCUUAAAGAUACAGAUCCCCAACAUCUACACUUGGUCAGCACUGCGGUUCAUGUUUUGGAAGCUUUUAUGGACUACAGUAAUCCAGCUGCUGCACUAUUCAGAGAUUUGGGAGGUUUAGAUGAUACUAUUGCACGCUUGAAGGUAGAAGUUUCCUAUGUAGAGAAGGGUUCAAAAAAGCAUGAUGAAGAUUCUCAAUGUGGUAAGAAAGGAAAACAAGUGGUCCUUGAUACUUCUAGUGAUUUAGAUAACAUGCAGCCUCUUUAUUCUGAAGCAUUGGUUGCUUAUCACCGUCGAUUGCUUAUGAAAGCUUUAUUACGUGCUAUCUCACUUGGAACAUAUGCCCCUGGAACCACUGCUCGUGUUUAUGGCUCGGAGGAGAGUUUGUUGCCACAUUGCUUGUGUAUUAUUUUCAGAAGAGCAAAAGAUUUUGGUGGUGGAGUGUUUUCACUUGCAGCAACUGUUAUGAGUGAUCUCAUUCACAAAGAUCCCACUUGUUUUCCUGUUUUAGAUGAAGCUGAGCUGCCUUCUGCCUUCCUUGAUGCUAUAAUGGGUGGUGUUCUUUGCUCUGCUGAAGCAGUGACUUGUAUACCACAGUGUUUAGAUGCCUUGUGCCUGAACAACAAUGGCCUCCAGGCUGUUAAGGAUCGUAAUGCUUUGAGGUGCUUUGUGAAAAUAUUUACUUCCCGAACAUAUCUACGUGCCCUUACUGGUGAUACUCCAGGGUCUUUGUCUACUGGAUUGGAUGAACUAAUGCGCCAUGCUUCCUCAUUGCGUGGACCUGGAGUGGAGAUGUUGAUUGAGAUAUUGAAUGUAAUUUCCAAGAUUGGAUCUGGGGUGGAAACAUCUUGCUCAUCCAAUGAUUCAUUGUUCUCUUCUGCUGCUGUUCCCAUGGAGACUGAUACGGAAGAAAGGAUAGUACCAUCAGAUGAUGGUGAACCAUCCAAGAUGGAAAGUUCUGAACAGAUGGCAGAACUGUCUUCUGAGGGUUCACUUGUCAAUAUCGAAUUAUUUCUUCCUGAAUGUGUUAGCAAUGUUGCCCGUCUUCUAGAAACAAUACUUCAGAAUGCUGACACAUGUCGUAUAUUUAUUGAGAAGAAAGGAGUUGAGGCUGUCUUACAGUUGUUCACUCUUCCCUUAAUGCCUCUUUCUGUAUCAGUUGGUCAGAAUAUAUCUAUUGCUUUUAAAAACUUCUCACCUCAGAAUUCUGCUGCUCUGGCUCGGGCAGCAUGUUCAUUCUUGAGAGAACAUCUGAAACUAACAAAUGAAUUAUUAACAACAGUUGGAGGGAGUCAGCUCACUGAGCUGGAAGCUGCAACACAAACAAAGGUCUUGAGAUGUCUUUCUAGUCUUGAAGGAAUUCUCUUGCUUUCCAAUUUUUUAUUGAAGUCGACCACUACCAUGGUAUCUGAAUUAGGCUCUGCCGAUGCUGAUGUAUUAAAGGAUCUUGGGAGAGUGUACAAGGAAAUAGUUUGGCAUAUAUCUUUGUGUAGUGAUGUCAAGGUGGAUGAGAAGCGGGAUGGUGAUCAGGAAAUUGGAACCACAGAUGCAGCAAUAUCUAAUGCUGCAGGUAGGGAGAGUGAUGAUGAUGCAAACCUUGUUCCAGCAGUAAGAUACAUGAAUCCCGUCUCAGUAAGGAAUGCUUCUCAAUCCCACUGGAGUGGAGAGCAGGAGUUCCUGUCAGUGGUCCGCUCUAGUGAGGGUUUACAUCGUCAUAGUCGACAUGGAUCGACACGGUUGCGGGGUGGACGGACGGGUCGGCAGCUGGAGGCUUCACAAACUGAUUCAGAAGGUUCUGCAAGUUUACAGAAUACUUCUGCUACCCAAGAUGUUAAAAAGAAAAGUCCUGAUGUUCUUGUUUUGGAAAAUCUGAAUAAGCUUGCUUUUGCUGUGCGUUCUUUCUGUGCAACUCUUGUAAAGGGAUUUACAUCUCCAAGUCGUCGUAGAGCUGAAUCGGGGUUAAUGAAUUCAGCUUCUAAGAACCUUGCAACUGCCCUGUCCAAAGUCUUUCAUGAGGCUCUCAGUUUCCCAGGGCAUUCUACAUCUGCUGGGCUUGAAAUGUCAUUGUCUGUGAAAUGUCGGUAUUUAGGAAAGGUUGUGGAUGACAUGGUAGCACUUACUUUUGAUAGCAGACGUCGUGCAUGCAAUACGGCAUUGGUAAACAAUUUCUAUGUCCAUGGUACUUUCAGAGAACUUCUAACCACGUUUGAGGCUACAAGUCAGUUGCUUUGGACACUCCCAUACUCCGCUCCUGCAUCUGGUGUUGAUCCAGAAAAUGCCCUUGAGGGGGGCAAGUUAUCUCACAGCUUGUGGUUACUUGAUACAUUGCAGAGCUAUUGUCGCAUGCUUGAAUAUUUUGUUAAUUCUGCAUUGCUCUUGUCUCCCAACUCUGCAUCCCAAGCACAGCUUCUUGUUCAACCUGUUGCAGCUGGGUUAUCUAUUGGGCUGUUCCCUGUUCCAAGGGAGCCGGAAGUUUUUGUUCGUAUGCUGCAAUCUCAGGUUCUGGAUGUGAUACUUCCUGUAUGGAACCAUCCCAUGUUUCCUAAUUGCAGCCCAGCUUUCAUCAUUUCUAUGGUUUCACUUGUCACUCAUAUAUAUUCUGGUGUUGGAGAUGUGAAGAGGGGUCGCAAUGGUAUUGCAGUAAGCACAACCCAACGGUUCAUCGGCCCUCCUCCUGAUGAAGCUACCAUUGCUACAAUAGUUGAGAUGGGUUUUACCAGAGCAAGAGCAGAGGAAGCACUGAGACGGGUGGAAACAAAUAGUGUUGAGAUGGCCAUGGAGUGGUUGUUCAGUCAUGUUGAAGAUCCUGUCCAGGAAGAUGAUGAGCUAGCUCGAGCACUUGCAUUGUCAUUGGGCAAUUCAUCGGAAACCUCUAAAGAAGACAGCACUGAUAAAUCUAGAGAUCUGUUGACAGAAGAAAUGGUGACAGAGACACCUCCUGUUGAUGAUAUCCUUGCUGCAUCUAUGAAGCUGUUUCAAAGCAGUGAUUCAAUGGCCUUCCCUUUGACAGAUUUGCUUGUUGCUCUUUGCAAUAGGAAUAAAGGAGAAGAUCGUCCAAAGGUGGCUUCUUAUCUUAUUCAACAACUAAAGCUUUAUGCAUCAGAUUAUUUGAAGGAUACUAGUGCAUUGUGUACCAUAUCACAUAUUUUGGCAUUGCUUCUUUGUGAAGAUAGCAGUACAAGGGAAAUUGCUGCGGAGAAUGGUAUUGUAUCUGCUGCCUUGGAUAUCUUGACAAAUUUCACCAUGAGAAAUGAGUUGGAAGGGGUUUUUAUCCCAAAAUGUGUAAGUGCCCUACUGCUUAUCCUAGAUAACAUGUUGCUGUCUAAACCCAGAGUUCCCCCUGAAGGUACUGAUGGAAUUCUUGCGGGAUCUUCAAUGGAUUCUUCUGGAGAGCAUGCUUCCUUCUCAAUUCCAGCAUCAGCUACAGAGAAGAAAUCUGCUAGAGAUGCCCAAGAGAUAGCAUCUGGAAAUGCAUUUGAGAAGAUUUUAGGCAAAUCGACUGGUUACCUGAGUCUUGAGGAGUGCCAUAGAGCACUGGCAGUUGCUUGCAAGUUUAUAAAACAGCAGGUUCCAGCUGUGGUCAUGCAAGCUGUUCUACAGUUGUGUGCCCGCUUGACCAAGGCUCAUCCUAUAGCUAUGCAGUUCCUUGAAAGUGGAGGCUUGACUGCACUUUUUAGUCUUCCACGAAGUUGUUUCUUCCCCGGAUAUGACAGUGUGGCAUCUGCUAUUAUUAGGCAUCUUCUUGAAGAUCCACAAACCCUACAAACAGCUAUGGAGUUGGAGAUACGUCAAACCCUAAGUGGCAUCCUCAGCAGGCAUGCUGGCCGGCUUUCACCUAGGACAUUUUUGACAUCCAUGGCACCCGUUAUAACUAGAGAUCCUGUAAUCUUCAUGAGAGCUGCAGCUGCAGUUUGUCAAUUGGAUUCUUCAGGUGGAAGGACUAAUGUUGUGUUAUUAAAGGAAAAAGACAAGGAAAAGGAAAAGUCAAAAGCAUCUGGUGCUGAAAGUGGAAUAUCCUCUAAUGAGUGUGUCCGAAUGUCUGAAAAUAAGCUACAUGAUGGAUCAGGGAAAUAUUCCAAGGGCCACAAAAGGAUACCUGCAAACCUUACUCAAGUAAUUGACCAGCUUCUUGAAAUCAUAAUGAGCUACCCAUCCCCCAAAAAACAGGAAGAGUUUACUAGCACUUCUGUGCCUAUGGAGGUGGACGAGCCUGUUAUGAAGGAAAAGGGUAAGUCAAAGGUUGAUGAGAUGAAGAAAGUGGACUCUGACUGCCUCUCUGAAAGAUCUGCUGUGCUAGCCAAGGUGACCUUUGUACUCAAAUUGAUGAGUGAUAUUCUUCUCAUGUAUGUUCAUGCAGUUGGAGUUAUUUUGAAACGAGAUCUGGAAACUAGUCAACCACGGGUGUCCAGUCAACUAGAUGGAUGUGGACAUGGUGGGAUACUAAACCAUAUUUUGCACCGCCUUCUUCCACUAUCUUCAGAUAAAACUACUGAAGCAACUGAUGAAUGGAGAGAUAAAUUAUCUGAAAAGGCUUCAUGGUUUCUUAUAGUGCUUUGUGGUCGUUCUGCUGAAGGCCGAAGACGAGUGAUUGCAGAAAUUGUGAGAGCCUUGUCUUCUUUCUCAAACUUGGAGAGUGGUUGUUCUAAGAAUAUUUUAUUGCCAAAUAAAGAGGUUGUAGCUUUUGCUGAUUUGGUCAAUUCCAUUUUGUCAAAAAAUUCAUCUUCCAGUAACUUACCUGGUCCUGGUUGCUCACCAGACAUAGCAAAGACCAUGAUAGAUGUGGGGAUGGUUCAGUCUCUCACUAGCAUUCUUCAGGUGAUUGAUUUGGAUCAUCCUGAUUCUCCAAAAGUUGUGAAUCUUAUACUAAAGGCAUUGGAGAGCUUAACUAGGGUGGCUAAUGCUAGUGAGCAAGUAUUCAAGUCGGAUGGGACAAACAAGAAAAAAUCUACAGGUGCAAAUGGUCGAAUUGAAGAUCAGACAACCACAUUUUUGUCUAGUGAAGCUGUGGAGCAUGGUAGGAAUGGGGACAUUGAACAAGAAACUAGAGAUGUGGCGGGAACUGAACAGCAGCAGCCCCAGGCUACGUCUAAUGAAGGGCAUAAUGACACAAAUCCUAAUCAAUCUAUGGAGCAAGAUAUGAGGACAGAAGCUGGGGAGACUAUGACAAAUAACCCAUCCAUGGAACACAGAGUUGAGUUCACUCAUGAAGAAAUGGAAGAAGGAAGAGUUUUACGGAACACAGAUGGAGUGCAGAUGACUUUUCAGGUUGAGCAUAGGAAUGAUGAUGAUAUGGGUGAUGAAGAUGAUGAGGACAUGGGGGAUGAUGGUGAGGAUGAUGAUGAAGAUGAUGAUGAAGACGAGGAGGAAGAUGAGGACAUAGCAGAAGAGGGUGCUGCUUUGAUGUCACUAGCUGAUACUGAUGUGGAGGACCAUGAUGAUAAUGGUCUGGGAGAUGAAUACAAUGAUGAUAUGAUUGAUGAAGAUGAUGACGAUUUUCAUGAGAACCGUGUUAUAGAAGUGAGGUGGAGGGAAGGUUUGGAUGGUUUGGAUCACUUGCAGGUUCUUGGGAGACCUGGAACUGCUAGUGGUCUUAUACAUGUUGCUGCAGAGCCUUUUCAGGGAGUAAAUGUGGAUGAUAUAUUUGGACUUCGCAGGCCUUUUGGUGUUGAGCGCCGCCGUCAAACUGGCAAUAGGUCUUUCCUUGAGCGACCUGGUUUAGAUGGAAGUGGUUUUCAACACCCACUUCUCCUGAGGCCAUCUCAGUCAGGGGAUCCAGUUUCUUUAUGGUCUUCUGCAGGGAACUCAUCCAGAGAUUUAGAAGCUUUAUCGGCUGGAAGUUUUGAUGUUGCUCACUUUUAUAUGUUUGAUACUCCUGUUCUUCCAUCUGAACAUGCACCAACUACUCUGUUUGGUGACCGCUUUGUUGGUGCUGCGCCCCCUCCUUUAAUUGAUUUUUCACUAGGAAUGGACCCUCUGCAUUUAGUAGGACGAAGAGGGCCUGGUGAUGGUCGGUGGACAGAUGAUGGCCAGCCCCAGCCAGGUGGUCAAGCUGCUGCAAUUGCACAGGCAGUAGAAGAAUUGUUCAUCUCUCAAUUUCGUAACGUUGCUCAUGCAAGCAGUCCUCCAGCUCAGAGGUCAUCAGAUAACUCAGGGCUGCAGGAGAAGCAGCAAUCAGAUGUUCCACCAUCAAAUUGUGAUAGUCCACCAAUGAUAGCCAGUGACAUUGUUGGCAGUCAACAAAAUGAAGCUCAUCAUCAAGAAAUUGUGACUGAACCAGAACAUACGGAGGAUAAUCCAACAAAUGAAAGUAAUUCUCAUCCUUUUGUAUCACAUGGACAACCCAGGGGAGCACCAGUUGGUAUAGAAGCAGGGGAAGGUGUUAGGGAGCAGGAAUCCAUGUCACAAAAUCCUGAUAGAUCAAAUGAUAUAACAAAUAAUAAUGAAAGCAUGGAAAUUGGGGAUAGCAAUGGUUCUUCCUAUGAGCAAUUAGAAGCAAACCAUGAGCUUGUUGUCACACCUGCUGAGUUACAUAAUGAUCCUCAGUGUCAAGGUGGAGUCACAGUGCUAGAAAAUUCCCAUGAUGCAGAACUCCAAAGUGCAUAUUGUGAUGGGCCUUCAAGAUCAAAUAGCCACUCCAGUAAUCAUGCACUGGUUGAUUCUGCUUCAGACAUGCCUGAUGCAGGACAAGGUCAUACUUCCAUUUGUACAAGUGCUGAUAUUGAGAUGAAUGGUACAUACUGUGAGGGCAGUCAAACCGAGCAUGGGCACCCUAUGCCUGUUCCUGAUGAUGGUGCAGGUAGUCCAUCAGCUGUUCAAAACACUAUAGCUGUGCAAGAUGCUAGCCAAGUCAAUCAAACCAGCACCAAUAAUGAGUCUAAUAGUGCAAACACUAUUGAUCCCACAUUCUUGGAGGCACUACCUGAAGAUCUGCGGGCAGAAGUUCUAGCUUCCCAACAAGCCCAGUCAGUGCAAGCUCCAACUUAUGUACCACCUUCUGCAGAUGAUAUUGACCCUGAGUUUUUAGCUGCACUUCCUCCAGAUAUCCAAGCAGAAGUUUUAGCACAACAGCGUGUACAAAGGGCUGUACAGUCUCAGCAAGCCGAAGGACAACCAGUUGACAUGGAUAAUGCUUCAAUUAUAGCUACAUUCCCUGCAGACUUGCGUGAGGAGGUACUUUUGACUUCAUCAGAAGCAGUUUUGUCAGCAUUACCUUCCCCAUUACUUGCUGAAGCUCAAAUGCUUAGGGAUAGAGCAAUGAGCCAUUAUCAGGCUCGCAGCCUUUUUGGAAGUAGCCACAGACUUAGUGGUAGGAGGAACAGCUUGGGGUUUGAUAGACAGACAGUAAUGGACAGGGGAGUUGGAGUUACAAUAGGUCGAAGGGCAGUUUCUGCCAUUGCAGACAGCUUGAAGGUUAAGGAAGUUGAAGGUGCACCUCUUUUGGAUGCCAAUGCUUUAAAAGCAUUGAUUCGUCUUCUAAGGCUAGCACAGCCCCUUGGGAAAGGCCUCCUUCAAAGACUCUUGUUGAACCUAUGUGCACAUAGUGUUACACGAGCGGUUUUACUUCGGCUCCUGCUUGAUAUGAUUAGGCCUGAGGCUGAAGGUUCUGUUAGUGGAUCUGCCACCUUUAUGUCUCAGAGACUCUAUGGUUGUCAAUGGAAUGUUGUCUAUGGCCGGUCACAAAUAUUGGAUGGACUUCCACCUCUGGUGUCACGUCGAAUUCUUGAGAUUUUGACAUAUUUGGCCACUAAUCAUUCUGCUGUUGCAAAUAUCCUGUUUUACUUUGAUCCGUCACUGAUCCCUGAGUCUCCAACAACAACAUAUUCAGAAAUUAAGAAGGACAAAGGAAAGGAGAAAGUUAUGGAAGAGCCAGCUUUGUUAAAUCCAUUGGGAGCCUCUCAAAAUGAUAUACCUGUAAUAUUAUUCCUGAAACUCUUGAAUCAACCACUAUUUUUACGCAGUAGUGCUCAUCUUGAACAGGUAAUGGGUCUCCUUCAUGUAGUUGUAUAUACUGCAGCAUCAAAGGUGGAGUGUCAACCACAGUCUGGGCAAGUUAUGGCCAAUUCUCAAAGUUCACCUCCCAGUGAAGCUCCAGUUAAUGUUCAGAUAGAUCCUUCCGUGUCUGAAUCUGAUCCCAAUAAAAAAUUGGGUAAAAGUAGGAGUUCUGAGAUAACCACUUCUGAUGAGAAAGGGAGGAUUAGUCCAUAUGAUGUCUUUUUGCAGCUUCCAGAAUCUGACUUGCGUAAUCUCUGCAGCCUUCUUGCUCAUGAGGGGCUGUCAGACAAGGUCUAUUUGCUUGCAGCUGAGGUUCUGAAGAAGUUGGCGUUUGUUGCUGCUCCUCAUCGGAAAUUUUUUACUUCAGAAUUAGCUGGUCUAGCACAUGGCUUGAGUAGUUCAGCAGUGGGUGAACUUGUUACACUGAGGAACACACAUAUGCUGGGUUUGAGUGCUGGGUCCAUGGCUGGGGCUGCAAUCUUACGUGUAUUGCAGGCACUUAGUACACUCACCCAACCUAUAGAUGAUGCUCAUAAAAGUCAAGAGAAUGAUGAGGAACAGGAGGAACAUACCAUCAUGUGGAAGCUAAAUGUUGCAUUAGAGCCAUUGUGGCAAGAACUGAGUGACUGUAUAAGCACAACUGAGACAAAGCUGGGGCAAAGUUCCCACUUCUCUUCUCCCAUGCCAAAUCUAAAUGCUGGGGACCAUGUAGCAGGUGCCUCUUCUCUUUCUCCACCACUUCCUCCUGGAACCCAAAGGCUAUUGCCAUUUAUUGAGGCUUUCUUUGUUUUAUGUGAGAAAUUACAAGCAAACAAUUCGAUAAUGCAACAAGACCAUGUUAAUGUUACUGCAAGAGAAGUCAAAGAGUCUGCAGGGACUUCAGUGACAAUGUCUGCGAAAGGUAGUGGAUGUGCCCAGAAGCGGCCUGAUGGAGGCCUCACAUUUGCAAAGUUUUCUGAGAAGCAUCGUCGCCUUUUGAAUGCAUUCAUCAGACAAAAUCCAGGAUUACUGGAGAAAUCUCUUUCCAUAAUGCUGAAGGCACCAAGGCUUAUUGACUUUGACAAUAAAAGAGCAUAUUUCCGCUCAAGGAUCAGGCAACAGCAUGAACAACACCCUUCUGCUCCGCUGCGCAUAAGUGUUCGUCGGGCAUAUGUCUUGGAGGAUUCCUAUAAUCAGUUGCGAAUGCGUCCCAGCCAGGAUCUGAAAGGGCGUUUAACUGUGCAGUUUCAAGGUGAAGAGGGGAUUGAUGCUGGUGGUCUGACAAGAGAAUGGUACCAGUUACUUUCUAGGGUCAUCUUUGACAAAGGAGCUCUGCUUUUCACUACUGUUGGAAGCAAUGCGACAUUUCAGCCUAAUCCAAAUUCGGUUUACCAAACUGAGCAUCUAUCCUAUUUCAAGUUUGUGGGCCGUGUGGUUGCUAAAGCACUGUUUGAUGGUCAACUUUUGGAUGUCUACUUCACUCGCUCCUUCUACAAGCACAUUCUUGGUGUGAAGGUGACUUACCAUGAUAUAGAGGCUGUUGAUCCUGAUUACUACAAGAAUUUGAAAUGGAUGUUGGAGAAUGAUGUGAGUGACAUACCUGAUCUGACAUUUAGCAUGGAUGCGGAUGAAGAGAAGCACAUACUUUAUGAAAAGACUGAGGUUACUGAUUAUGAGCUUAUACCUGGAGGAAGAAAUAUUAGAGUCACAGAAGAAACAAAGCAUGAGUAUGUAGACCUUGUUGCUGAACACAUCUUGACAAAUGCCAUCCGUCCUCAAAUUAACUCAUUUCUGGAAGGUUUCAAUGAAUUAAUUCCACGGGAGCUUAUUUCGAUAUUUAAUGAUAAAGAACUUGAGCUACUAAUAAGUGGUCUUCCAGAAAUUGAUUUGGAUGAUCUGAAAGCCAACACUGAAUAUACUGGUUACACAGCUGCAUCUAGUGUUGUUCAAUGGUUCUGGGAGAUCGCCAAAGCCUUCAACAAGGAGGACAUGGCAAGGUUGCUGCAGUUUGUCACUGGAACAUCAAAGGUUCCUUUGGAAGGUUUUAAAGCACUUCAAGGUAUAUCUGGCCCUCAACGGUUUCAGAUCCACAAGGCUUAUGGUGCUCCAGAGAGGUUGCCAUCAGCUCAUACCUGCUUCAACCAGCUAGACCUUCCUGAGUAUUCCACCAAGGAACAACUUCAAGAGCGCUUGUUACUUGCUAUUCAUGAAGCCAGUGAGGGUUUUGGAUUUGGUUGAUACAAGCUUCUAAAUUGACAUUACCACCAACACCAGCUACAGCCUCGAGUUGCCAUGUACAGAUAUUGAGCAACUGGUCGAGGCCAAUGGAAUUGAUUGUAGUAAUACUGGAAUUCAAAGACGAUACUGUGAGAUGGAGUAAAAAAAGAGUCUUUGGUCUGGAAGCUUCUUUAUGCCAUAAAUAUUAAAAUGGGCAGCUUCUACGCUUUCUAAAGACGGGUCAAUUGCAGCGUCAACGUCAACAACCCUGUUUUUUAGCUUUUUUUUCCCAUUUCCAUAGAUUGGGGAAGCACAUAUUAGUGAGACCCCUGUCAAUAUUUGUUUAUACGCAACUAGUUCUUUUUUCCUUUUAUUCAUUUAGCAAAUUGGCAUCCUGAUCUGUCCCUGGGUUCUUGUCAGUUACCAUUGGUUUUUGAGGUUGGUUACUAAGACUGAAUGUUGGCGGCUGGUAAAAUCAAUAAUUGGCGGAUUUAUAUGGUUCUCUGUUUUUUUUUUUCUCUUUUUGGGAAAUCAUAAUAUAUAUAUUUUUUAAAGAGUCC